GCGCGCCGCCGCAGCCGAGCCACUCUCCGUUCUCCCGACCGCCACCAUGUUGGGCUGGUUCUAUGGUGGCACCAAGAGCACCAACGUGCGGGUCUCCCUGCCCGCUGUCUGCUUUGUGUGGCAAAUCGCCAUGAUUGUCCUGUUCGGGGUCUUCAUCAGAUACAACGAGGAGGCGGACACUCAUUGGCAGGAGUUCAGGAGGGAAAACAACAUCUCCAGCGACAUUGAGAAUGACUUCUACUUCCGAUACCCAAGCUUCCAGGACGUGCACGUCAUGAUCUUUGUCGGGUUCGGCUUCCUCAUGACCUUCUUGAAGCGGUACAGCUUCGGCGCAGUGGGCUUCAACUUCCUGGUGGCAGCCUUCGGUAUUCAGUGGGCUCUGCUCAUGCAGGGUUGGUUCCAUACCCUGGACCCGGCCACAGGGAAGAUCCUGAUUGGUGUAGAGAACUUGAUCAACGCAGACUUCUGUGUGGCCGGGUGCCUGAUCGCCUACGGGGCGUUGCUGGGGAAAGUCAGCCCAGUCCAGCUUCUGGUGCUCACAUUGUUUGGCGUCACACUGUUUGCUGUGGAGGAGUACAUCAUCCUCGACCUGCUGCAUGCUAGGGAUGCUGGAGGCUCCAUGGUCAUCCACGCCUUCGGAGGCUACUACGGGUUGGCUAUUUCCUGGGUCCUCUACCGCCCUAACUUGAACCUGAGCAAGCGCCUCAACGGCUCGGUCUACCAUUCUGAUGUCUUCGCCAUGAUUGGUACACUGUUCCUGUGGAUGUUCUGGCCCAGUUUCAACUCUGCCAUCACGGACCACGGGGACGGGCAGCACCGCGCGGCAAUCAACACCUACCUGGCGCUGGCCUCCUCGGUCCUGACGGCGGUGGGCAUCUCCAGUGUCACGCAGAAGAAAGGGAAGCUGGACAUGGUUCACAUCCAGAACGCCACCCUGGCAGGGGGCGUUGCUAUGGGAACUGCAGCGGAGUUCAUGAUCACCCCGUACGGAUCGCUGAUUGUUGGUUUCUGUUGUGGCAUCAUCUCUACCUUCGGCUAUGUCUUUGUUACGCCACUCCUGGAGAAAUACCUGAAGCUGCAGGACACGUGUGGAGUCCACAACCUGCACGCUGUCCCGGGGAUGCUGGGGGGCUUCAUCGGAGCCAUCGUCGCUGCCUCGGCAACGGAGGAGGUGUACUCCAGAGAAGGGUUAAUCAACACGUUUGACUUUGAGGGGGACUUCGCCGACCGGACGGUUGGGACUCAGGGCGGCUUCCAGGCCGCCGCCUGCUGUGUGGCCAUCGCCUUCGGCAUCGUCGGAGGGGGGUGUGUGGGUCUGGUUCUGAAGAUCCCUAUCUGGGGCGACCCGGCUGAUGACAACUGCUACGACGACGAGGCUUACUGGGAGGUCCCAGAGGAUGACGAAAGCAUCCCUCCGAUUCUGGAGUACAACAACCACAUGAUCCACAAGCUUCCGGACCUAUCGGAGUCCAACUUCCAGGUGGAGCAGAUCUAGGAGCAGCUACGGGCCGUUGAACCAGACGAGUGGAGGCCCUGAUCACUGUUACCUUGUUGGACAGGAACUUUUAUUGUCACAGAUGACUUUUUUGUGUAACACAAUUAAGCUGUCCCUAUUAUUACUUGUUACUAUGCUAUUAAAAGCACAAAGUGGAUAGUAUUCCUGUAUACAUAAGGAACAACGACCAAAUUAAAUAAAGGCAUACAUAGCGGACAUGAAUGAAGGAUAAUCUCAGGGUACAAGGAUAGGCUUACGGAGCACUUCUUGGCCUAUCCUAUAGGUGUUCUCAUCUGAAGGACUUUACAUUUACUUUCAGGCCUAUGGUCUCUGGUCAUGUAGGCUUUCGCUAAUGUGCAGCAAUAAUCAGUUUAAAUGUAAGUUUGCUUUGAUUAUGAACAAAGCCUACCAGAUAGGUGUAGUGAAGGCCAGUGAAGCAAAACCCUGUAUAUAUAGUAUAUUUGGUCCUUUCCAUUAACGUUAAGCAUGUAGUAUUCCUAGGCCUACUGCCUAAAAUCAGAAGGAUCGGAUUUUCAUCAAUGAGCAUUUGUUAAUGCUUUAUAAUAUCUUUAAUCAAACAUGAUGCUUAAUGAUUGUAUAUACCUUCUGAUAUAGUUCUGUAUAUAUAUAUAUAUAGAUAUUUUGUAGAGGCAUUGUUUUCCCCUAAAGAUUUUGCCCUCAAAUCGAGCAAAUAAUCAAAAUUUCUCCAAUUGGCCAUUAGUCAAAAUAAAUUAAUGAAUUAACUUUCUUUAACAUGAUAGUUCAUUCAGUAGGUCGCCUCGUUUUUUUUUUAUGUAUUUCUAACUAAGAUAACUAUAUUGCUCAUAAAUUUGUCUU
This is a messenger RNA of Gadus chalcogrammus (walleye pollock), 2332 nucleotides long. It is a transcript of the gene rhcga, whose product is annotated as Rh family, C glycoprotein a. Gene Ontology annotation, molecular function: ammonium channel activity. The transcript has 11 exons. Lineage: Eukaryota; Metazoa; Chordata; Actinopteri; Gadiformes; Gadidae. Gene Ontology annotation, cellular component: plasma membrane. Gene Ontology annotation, biological process: ammonium homeostasis; ammonium transmembrane transport. Bases 47 to 1495 code for a protein of 482 amino acids. The record is from RefSeq and is a predicted model, not a curated record.